CGGAGCUGGACGCCUAGGAUAUAUAAUGUCAUUUUUAUCAAGAUGGCAAUGUUGCCGGAAGAGACGGUCAAAGUGGUGAACCCUUGUCGGAGGGAGGCGACUGUAGAUGAACAUUCACCGGAGCUCAACGGCGGCAGAUGUCGGCGGUGGCAAGUCCCUGAAGGUGGCGGGAGCGUGGAGUUGAUGGCAAUGGGUCCCUGGAGGGGACGGACUCGUCAGAUGCUUGUGAUUGUGGUUUUUCUGGACUUCGACGACGGCAGACUCGCCGGUCGGAGGCGGCGGUAUCGCCGGACGGAGGUGGCGGUAUCGUCACUGUACAGCCGAUGAAGAAUAGAUAACAGGCAGCUAGGGUUUUGAUGUGUUAUUAACAUAUUUUUCUAUUUUUUAAUUGUAAAUAAGUCUGGAAUUUCAUUAAGGGUAUUUUAGUCGGUCAAUACAAUUUUAC
Molecule: messenger RNA, 445 nt
Organism: Cuscuta epithymum
Lineage: Eukaryota; Viridiplantae; Streptophyta; Magnoliopsida; Solanales; Convolvulaceae
Source: the annotation of a GenBank genome assembly